AUGCCUCACAAACACAAGCGCAGACAAAAUGACCCAAACACAUACGACCUCCCCCCAAACCUAAUAGCAAAAGCCCUCCCCGUCCGCGACCCCUCCAAGCCCGGAAAACCAAAGGGCAAAGGCAAAGGCAAUUUUAAACCAGUUACGAAAGCGACCACAAAGCAAAAUCCCAAUGCCGGCUCGAGACGCAAAACCGAGCGCGACGAUGACACGCCCGCUGCCUUUCGGCGGCUGAUGCAAUACCAAGAACGGAGCCAGAUGAAAAAAGCGAAUAAGAAGCGGAAGAGGGAUGGGAAUGAUGAUAGUGAUGACGAUAGCGAGAGCGAUGCGCCUGUUCCUGUUCCGAAGAAGGGUACGAAGGCGAAGAAGGCACCCGCUGGUGUAUCGGCUUCGACGUCGACAGGCGCAGAAACAGAGACAGACAAGCAGGAGAAGAGCGUGGUCGCGCCGAAGAUCCUUCCCGGGGAGAAGCUCUCCGAUUUCGCUGCGCGCGUGGACCGCGAGAUGCCGCUUUCGAAUAUGAAGCGGUCUGCGAACCCCUCGACUCCAGGUGACCUGCCGAAGAUGAAAGACCACCGGACGACGAAGCACGAGAAGCAUUUGCGCCGACUGCAGGCCCAGUGGCGUGAAGAUGAUGUGCGUAUCAAGGAGAAGGAAGCCGCAGAACGAGAAGAGAGAGAAGAGGAGAUGGAAGAGCAGUUGCGGCUAUGGAAGGAGUGGGAAGCUGAGUCUGGGAAGAAAAAGCGAAAUCCAAACGCUGCUGCUGGGAAGCAAAAGAAGAAGGGUACGGGUGCGGAGGGUGUGGAGCACGAUGAUGGGCCGGAUCCAUGGGCGAAGCUGAAGAAGAAGAGAGCGGCUGUUAAGCCGUUUGACGUCGCACAGGAACCACCGCAGUUGAAGAAGCCGAGAGAGAUCUUCAAGGUGCGCGGAGGUGCGAAGGUGGAUGUUGCGAAUGUCCCGGCUUCAGUGGGCAGUUUGAGGCGGAGAGAGGAGCUUGCGAAUGAGCGCAGGAAUAUUGUCGAGGAGUAUAGACGGUUGAUGGCGGAGAAGAGAAAGGCUUAA
Messenger RNA from Aspergillus calidoustus, 1062 nucleotides. The record is from the annotation of a GenBank genome assembly. NCBI's taxonomy places the organism in Eukaryota, Fungi, Ascomycota, Eurotiomycetes, Eurotiales, Aspergillaceae.